AUGGCGCGAACCAAACAAUCAGCACGCAAAAAUGUUUCUCCCUGCUCACCACAUUCUUCAUCCCCUUUAUCAGAUUAUGUGGAACGUUCACCUUCUCCCCCACCUCGACCAACACCACCACACACCUCCUCUGAUUCAACCUCUUCUGACAACAACCAAGAAAUCUUCAAUCCCAAUCCUCUGUCUACUAUUCUUCCACCACUAUACACUCGUCCCACACCAAACCUUGCUCAAGUUCCUCCACAUUUGCGUAACCAAACUAUUCCUCAACGAAGCUCAAUGAGGGAUCAAUAUGGAAUUGGAACCUCAAAACCAUCAAACCUAAAACCACAUUACUUCAUCAUCUUAGAUUCUGAGACUGAUGAUUCUUCUGAUUCUUCUCCUCCAACAUCAGCAAGGGCACCAACAAACACCAAACCUACCACAUCAUCAAAAUCAACCUUCUCCUUUGAACCCUCACAAUCAACUCCCCCAAACCAAAAACGGAGAUUGAUAAAUGAAAUCGUCUCCCCUCUCAAUAAACGAACUGAACCCCCUUCUCAAUCCAAACCAAAAACAAAAAUGAAAACAAAAAAUGCCAUGACGAUUGCGCAAUUCCUUGCUCGAAAGAAUCUCUCAAACCCUAAAAGGAGAAAAACCCUCGCUCAAAAACAAAAGCUCAAACACUGUCAACCCACCUCUCCAAAACAUUCUCCACAAUGUUCCCCACCCCAACCUCAAGAACGUUCUCCAAUUCUGGAACGUUCUCUUGUUCAAACUUCAUUUUCUCCUCCAUCACAAGAACGUUCUCCAGAUCAAGAAUGUUCUCAUCCUCACACAGUCUCUCCUCUAGAAUCCACUUCACAUCCACAACCUUCCUCAUCAACACACGCAAAAUGUUCCCCCACUCCAGAACGUUCCUCUACCUCCACCUCUUUUGAAUCUUAA
Messenger RNA from Cicer arietinum (chickpea), 927 nucleotides. The record is from RefSeq and is a predicted model, not a curated record. Lineage: Eukaryota; Viridiplantae; Streptophyta; Magnoliopsida; Fabales; Fabaceae.